Rhinocladiella mackenziei CBS 650.93 is the source of this 942-nucleotide messenger RNA. RefSeq lists its product as uncharacterized. The record is from RefSeq and is a predicted model, not a curated record. The transcript has a single exon. Gene Ontology annotation, molecular function: oxidoreductase activity. Lineage: Eukaryota; Fungi; Ascomycota; Eurotiomycetes; Chaetothyriales; Herpotrichiellaceae. The coding region runs from base 1 to 942 and encodes 313 amino acids.
AUGGCAAAUAACAAUAAAAAGCUUCUGCGCUUCGACGGCCGCACCGCAAUCGUGACUGGUGCUGGCGCUGGUUGCGGGCGCGAGUACGCGCUUCUCCUAGCCAAGCGUGGAGCAAAGGUCGUCAUCAACGACAUAUCACAGCAAAGUGCCCAACACACUGCGGAUCUCAUAUCUAAGGCAGGAGGAGUGUCCACGAUUUGCAUCGCCAGCGUCGCCGAGUUAGGGACUGCGAAGAAGUUGGUAGAUCUCACGAUCAAAGAAUAUGGAAGGAUUGACAUCAUCAUUAAUAAUGCAGGCAAUUUCCUGACUACGCCCUUUGAGUCAUAUACCGAGGAUCAAUUCCGGCUAGUGAUGGCCUCUCACUUCGAAGGCGCGUGGUUGUUAACCCAAAAGGCAUGGCCACAUAUGCAAAAACAAGGCUAUGGGCGCAUUCUCAAUGUCUCGUCCUCGUCCAUUGUGGGUCUGGACAACAUGGCCGCAUAUGCCGCUGCAAAAGGCGCCGUGCUCGGCUUUUCUAACGCGCUUGCGGUGGAAGGGAAGCAAUACGGCAUCCAGGUGAACGCUUUGGCGCCUGGAGCAUUCACGCCCAUGCUCCAAGGGACACUCACAGAUCUCGAGCUACAAAAGACACUAAAAGCCUUGAUGCCUGCAUGGGCCGUCGCACCAGUGGCGGCAUGGCUGGUGCACGAAGAUUGUGGGCGAACGGGCGAUUUCGUCAUGGCUACUGGGGCCAGCUUUUGCCAGGUCUUCCUUGGAGAAACUUUGGGUGUAUCUUCCGAGCAAGAUAUAUACACACCCGAGUUCGUAAGAGAUUUCUAUGCCGAGUCAGAAGAUCGGACUGGUUUCAAAGUUUCAAAGAACAUCAUGGAACAAUCUGCUUCUGCCAAUGCGCGUGCAAGGGGGGAACUCAAGCCGUUCAAAACGUUAAAAGACAGGUCUUGA